Dichomitus squalens LYAD-421 SS1 is the source of this 1965-nucleotide messenger RNA. RefSeq lists its product as uncharacterized. The transcript has 5 exons. The coding region runs from base 1 to 1965 and encodes 654 amino acids. The record is from RefSeq and is a predicted model, not a curated record. Gene Ontology annotation, molecular function: protein binding. NCBI's taxonomy places the organism in Eukaryota, Fungi, Basidiomycota, Agaricomycetes, Polyporales, Polyporaceae.
AUGUCUUCAUAUCUCCAACAACUAGAUCACCUCGCAAACCGUAUUGCACAAUACAACGACCCUAGAAAACACGACCCAUACCUCGACCUGCUCAAAGAGGUCGCUGCCGUCGUUCGCGAAGCAGACACGCGCGGAGCACCCAACCUCACCGAGAUAGUCGAAAAGGCGGGAGCGAUCUACGACAGCGCGAUCAAUUGGGCGUACGGCGAUGGUGACUUUGACUUCCUGCCGUCGUACGCGCAUACACCGGACGCCCCGCCCAUCAAGGACCCCCUCCAUCGUUUUGGCUUUGGCGCAGGUCCCGCCAUCGAGCUCCUGAGGAUCAUUGACAGCAUGCGAGUGAACGGUGCAGGCCCCUUGUCUGCAACCCAGCGUGAAGAGUUCGUUCCUCCCCCAUGGACUAAGUCACAACCCCCUCACCCCAAGUCCACCCGCCUCUCGCGCUUCCGCGAUAACGUGAGGCCCUCAGCCACAGACGCGACUCCACUCGCGCGCACGAUCUACCAAGCGCGCUGUGAGGUCGCCUCAUACAGCAUCCCGUGCCCCGUCAACGCAGCAAUCGCAUCCGACUCUUCCGUCCUCGCCAUUGCAGGCAAAGGCGGCUGGAAGAAUCGCGACCCCGUCCUCUCGCUCUACCUCCUCGACGAAGGCAGCGCUGAGCAAGGGGGCGGGCCUGCCGGUGCGCGCUCGUCUCAGAGCCUAGACUGGCGCUGCAUGAACAUCGACCCUGGCCUGUCCGAGGUCGCUUACCAGAUCGCACUGGACACCCCACGCAAGCUCGCCCUCGUCGCUGACUCGCACCGCAUCAAGUCCUUUUGCUGGGGCCAGUCCGGGGGCGUUGAGUUUGAGGGCUGGAGCCCCACACAGGGCAACAACGUCCACACGCUCGACAGCGACCGGUACCGCGGCCCCCUCGCUGUCCUGCCGAACGGCCGCGUCGUGCGCGCCGGCAAGGGUGGGUUCGCGCUCUGGAACAUCGACGAGCUCCCGACGCACAAGGGCGGGAGGCGUGUAGGGAGGGGCAAGUACUCCGACGACUCGUGGCGCGACAACGACAACGGGGAGAUCGAGCGGUCCACUGGGACCACCCCAACCACGACCGUCAAGUUCGCGGGAGCAGGGGACGAGACCUUCGCCCCGGACAGCUGGCACCUGCACGACCCGAGCGGGCAUAUGCUCGUCGGGGAGAACGGGCGGAACUCCGCGGGGCGGUACGGGUGCUACGCGAUUGACCUGGAGCAGGGCGGCAGGAAGGUGGCACGGUACUUGGGGCAUGGGGGGAAUGCCAUCGAGGGGUUCUCGACGAGCGCAGGGGACGCGAACGUCUUUGCGACUGCGGGCGCGGAUGGGUAUGCGCGGCUGUAUGACGUACGCCAUCCGCUCCCGGUGAUCACGAUUGACUCGGGCAAGCUGAGCGAGUUCUGCACCUCGGUUCAGCUCGUCUACCCAGAUGGCAUCCCGACGCUCUUCACCGGGGGCGACAAGUCACAGAGCGUCCGAUGCUGGGACAUCCGUGCGCAGGCGGUCGUGUACGAGCUCAGCACAGGAAAUAACAGCGUGUGCACGCUCAGCUGGGACGCGAAGCGUGACGUCCUCUACGCCACUACGGAAUGCGACUACAUGGACCGCCUAGGUUCCACCCACGGAUACCGGCAUGCACGCAUUCCGCGCUGGGCGCAGCUAUGCCCGGAAGACCAUGAGCGUGAAAACGACGGCUUGGAAGAAGAGGAUGUCGACAUGGAAGAUGACGAGGAGUACGAUGGCGAUGAGUACGACAGCAUGGAGGACGACGAUGACGAGAAUAACUGGCCGAAGGACGCGUAUCACAACGAGACGUUCUUUGGGUACGCGUACGAUGCGGGUGAGCAUGUCUUGCUGCGCUAUGCGUUCAAGGAGGAUCCGGACCUGCAGGAGCUCCCGGAGUAUGGCCAGGCUUCUCUGGAUGACGACGAUGGCUACUGGUAG